AUGUCGGCCAAACUCCACACCGUGCCUUUUCUCAUCAACGGCAGUGACCAUGUCAGCGAAACCACCGCCGAUGUUGUUUCUCCCGUAAACGGCGAGGUUACUCACCGUUACAGCAGCGCUGACGUCAAGGAUGCCAACUCUGCAGUAGAUGCUGCUGCUGAGGCUUUCAAGUCGUGGCGCAAGACGAGGCCUUCGGAGCGUCGUGAUCUCCUCCUCAAGGUUGCUGAGAUCAUGGAAAAGCGACAAGAUGAGCUGCGUGGGUACGCCAUGACAGAGUGCGGCAGUGAUGCUGCAUGGGCCAGCUUUGAUGUCAAUACUGGUAUUAGCCACAUCAAGGAGAUUGCUGGUCGUGUAGGAACAAUUGAGGGUUCAAUCCCCACUGUCGCGGAUCCCAACACAACCGCUCUCGUCUUGAGAGAGCCAUACGGUGUCGUUGUAGCCAUUGCCCCUUGGAAUGCUCCGUAUAUCCUAGGCACAAGAUCCGUUCUCUUCCCUAUCGCUGCUGGAAACACAGUUGUUUUCAAGGCUAGCGAGACUUGCCCUCGAACCUUUUGGGCAAUUGGCGACAUCUUCAGGGAAGCAGGAUUCCCCGAUGGUGUUCUUAACGUUAUCUACCAUGAACGGGCCAACGCCGCAUCCGUCACGACAGCCCUAAUUGAGCACCCUCAAGUCAAGAAAAUCAACUUCACUGGUAGCACCCCAGUUGGUCGACUCAUUGGCAAGAUUGCUGGUGAGAACCUGAAGCCUGUUAUCCUAGAGCUGGGUGGCAAGGCCCCCGCCAUUGUCUGGGAGGAUGCCGACCUUGAUCUCGCCGCUCUGCAGUGCACGCUCGGAGCUUUCAUUAACUCUGGCCAAGUCUGCAUGUCCACAGAGAGAAUCUUGGUGCACAAGAACAUCAAGGAAGAGUUCGAGAAGAAGCUUUCAGCUACUAUUGACCAGGUCUUCUCAUCCGGAGCCGACGCUCCUAUCCUUGUUGCGUCAGCGCCAGUUGAGAAGAACAAGGCAUUGAUUAAGGAUGCCAUCGCCAAGGGUGCUUCCUUGGCUCACGGCGAUAUCGAUGCUAAGGAGGCCAGCAACACUCGUAUGCGACCUAUUGUUGUCAGAGAUGUCACCACCGAGAUGGACAUCUACAAGACAGAGUCAUUUGGCCCUACUGUCUCUCUUAUCGUUAUCGAGACUGAGGAGGAGGCCAUUAAGAUCGCCAACGACACAGAGUAUGGUCUAAGCUCUGCUGUGUUUACCUCUGACCUUCAGCGAGGUCUUCGCAUUGCCCGCGAGAUCGAGUCAGGUGCGGUUCAUAUCAACAACAUGAGCGUUCACGACGAGAGUGGUUUACCUCAUGGAGGAGCCAAGUCGAGUGGAUACGGCCGCUUUGGCACGUCUGUUGGUCUUGAGGAGUGGACUCGAACAAAGAACAUCACGUUCAAGAACUAA
This is a messenger RNA of Fusarium pseudograminearum CS3096, 1434 nucleotides long. RefSeq lists its product as uncharacterized. The transcript is spliced from 2 exons. Gene Ontology annotation, molecular function: succinate-semialdehyde dehydrogenase (NAD+) activity. Lineage: Eukaryota; Fungi; Ascomycota; Sordariomycetes; Hypocreales; Nectriaceae. The record is from RefSeq and is a predicted model, not a curated record. Bases 1 to 1434 code for a protein of 477 amino acids.